AUGAGUCCUCAGCAGCCCGGGGGCAGGCACUUAGUGCACAGCCAUGCCAAGGAGGGCGACGUACCCGGCACGGUCGACCUGACAGCCAAAGAGGGCGACGACACGGGCUACGGACAGGCCCUGUAUCCGGUGCCGGCUGAAGAUCCCAACGACCCGCUGCAGUGGUCCAACACGCGCAAGAGUCUCAUCCUCGUCGUCUGCUCGCUCUACUCGUUCCUCAGCAACUCGGCGCUGCUGGGACCGUCUGUGUACAUUGGCAUCUACGCGGAAGAGUUCGGCAUCGACGCGAAUACGGCGAGCAACCUGGUCAGCUAUGCAAAUCUUGCGUUUGGAUUCGGAUCCCUGGUGCUGGUGCCGGCAUACCACAAGUUUGGCCGCCGACCGGUCAUGCUGCUGUCGCUCCUCACGUACUGCGCCGGCCUCCUGGCCUGCUCGCAGGUGACGACUUACGGGGGCUUGAUGGCGGCCAGGGUGAUCCACGGCUUCGGAUCGUCCGUGUGCGAAGCGCUGCCUGUGCAGCUGGUGAACGACAUCUUCUUUCUCCACGAACGCGGCAAGCGUCUGGGAUACUACACCGUCUGUCUCUGCUUCGGUGCCACAGGCCCGCUCUACGCCGGGUACAUGCUGGCCGGCGGCUACUCGUGGCGCCUCUUCUUCUACGUCGAGUUCGCCUUCGGCUGCGCCCUGUUUAUCCUGGCCUUCUUCGUCGUCGAGGAGACGCUCUACCACCGCGUGCCGCGCACCGAGGCCGCCCUGGAUUCGUCGAGCUCCCAGAACGGUGAGAAGGGCUCCUCCGAGGCCCACGCGGUCGCCGCCGAAUCCUCGUCCGAUGCCGUCGCCUACGUGCCGCCCCGCAAGACCUUCCUCCAGACUCUCAAGUUCUGGGGCGCGUACGACAAAGACACCGAGUACUUCCUCAUGAUGGCCCGCUCCUUUACCUACUAUCUUGUGCCCCACGUGCUCUGGGUGGUCACCACAUACGGAAUCUACAUCGGCCUGGGCGCCCUGACGUUCAACUACACGUUCCCGCUGAAGAUCACCGCGCCGCCGUACAACUGGACGCAGACCAACUCGGGCCUGAUCGCCGUGGGCUCCUUCCUGGGCUACCUGCUGGCGAUCCCGUUCACGACGACGUCGGACCGGCUGGCGGCGCACCUGACGCGGCGGAACAACGGCAUCCGCGAGGCGGAGAUGCGGCUGGGCGCGAUGCUGCCCGUGAUGCUGCUCGGGCCGGCCGGGCUGAUCGUGUACGGCUUCAGCGCGCAGCGCGACCUGCACUGGGUCGGCUACUUCGCCGGCGUGGCCAUGACCAACUUCUGCAGCUACUUCUACUUCACCUUCACGCUCGCCUACGCCAUCGACAGCUACACCGCCAACAUCAGCGAGAUGCUCAUCGCCAUGAACCUCGGCAAGCAGGCCAUCUCGUUCGGCAUGGGCCUCGACCUGCUCGACUGGGUGCUGCAACAUGGCUAUGCCGUCAUGAUCGCCGGCGUGUUCUGCGCGAUCCUGCUGGCAAAUAACCUGGCGCUGAUUGUGUUUAUGGUGUGGGGGAAGAAGAUAAGGAGGUUCAUGGCGACCACGUGGCUUGCGAGGGUGCAUCGGGCGAGUGUGAGGGAGAUUGCCACGCAUUGA
Thermothielavioides terrestris NRRL 8126 is the source of this 1632-nucleotide messenger RNA. RefSeq lists its product as uncharacterized. The record is from RefSeq and is a predicted model, not a curated record. Lineage: Eukaryota; Fungi; Ascomycota; Sordariomycetes; Sordariales; Chaetomiaceae. The transcript is spliced from 8 exons. Gene Ontology annotation, biological process: transmembrane transport. Gene Ontology annotation, molecular function: transmembrane transporter activity. Bases 1 to 1632 code for a protein of 543 amino acids.